AUGCAUCAUGAUUUAACUCCCGCACUCCAAUCUUCUCUUUACCAGCACAUCGAAUUUGACAAAAUCACCACCCUCAAUGAAACUGUUCCAGGCGCUGGCAUGAAAAUUGUUAAAAAAACUUGGGAUGAGCGUCUCGAUAGCAACGUCUUUCUUGAGAGUGAUGUUGACGAGCAGCUACUCAUGUUUAUCCCUUUUACGGGCACUGUGAAAUUACACUCGAUCAUCGUCCGCUCACCCCCGGGGUCGACUGCUCCCAAGACGGUGAAAAUCUUUAUUAAUCGCGACGACCUCGAUUUCUCCUCCGCUGCCGAUCUAAAGGCUACACAAACACUCGAGCUGCCUCUAACCGGAGACGUUAUUGAGAUGCCGGUUAAGAGGGCCUUGUUUCAGAAUACUCACUCUUUAACACUAUUUUUUGAGAAGAACUUCUCGGAAGAAGCUAGCGACGAUGAGGACGAGGGCGGGGAAGUCACAAAGUUGAGCUAUCUAGGAUUCAAGGGAACAUGGACGGAAUUGCGAAAGGAGGCGGUGGUAGCGAAUUAUGAAGCUGCUGCCAAUCCAGCAGAUCAUAAAAAUCUUGUCGCUGGAGUCAAUUAUGGGGCGAUGGGAAUGGGAGGUCAUAAUCAAGGAUUUUAA
Molecule: messenger RNA, 636 nt
Organism: Morchella sextelata
Lineage: Eukaryota; Fungi; Ascomycota; Pezizomycetes; Pezizales; Morchellaceae
Exons: 3
Coding region: 1-636 (211 amino acids)
Cellular component (GO): nucleus
Source: RefSeq, a predicted model, not a curated record